Molecule: messenger RNA, 4031 nt
Organism: Rhea pennata
Lineage: Eukaryota; Metazoa; Chordata; Aves; Rheiformes; Rheidae
Gene: TMEM237
Product: transmembrane protein 237
Exons: 13
Coding region: 18-1211 (397 amino acids)
Biological process (GO): cilium assembly
Cellular component (GO): ciliary transition zone
Source: RefSeq, a predicted model, not a curated record
GAGGCGGAGGGAGCGGCAUGGCGGCGCGGCGGGCGGGCCCCGGCGCGUGCCCCCCUCGUGCCCUUCCUCCAGUGCCAAGAGGAAGCCAAGAUGAAAUUCCACUCAGUCGUCCAAAAAAACGGAAGCCCAAAGGAAAGACUUCAUUAGAUGGUAUUGUGCAAGCAGCUGUUCGUCGGCAGUCUGAAAGCAGUGAGCCCCUAACUCCUGAACCGUGUGAUGUCCCUCCUCAGAGGAAACGCAAGAAGAAAAAAGUACCUCCUGAUUCUGAGACCUCUUUUACACAGCAGAAUGUUGCAUCCUUGUUUCAGAAUGGAAAUGGCAUGGAUGUCCCAGAAGCUGAAGAAACAGCAAUCCGCAAACACAGAAAACGAACUAGGAAACCUCGACCAGCAGAAAUGCAGUGUUCCAAUGAGUUAGAAGUGGAAGAGGAAGACAUCAUUGAAGAUGAGCAUAGAAAGAGCCCAGAUCAGCAGCCUGUGUUUGCUGCUCCUACUGGGAUUAGCCAGCCUGUUAGCAAGGUGUUCGUUGAAAAAAAUCGGCGUUUCCAGGCAGCUGACCGUGCAGAAUUGAUUAAAACCACUGAAAAUAUUAAUGUACUUAUGGAUGUGAAGGCUUCAUGGACCACCAGAGAUGUUGCCCUCUCAGUACACCGAAGUUUCAGGGUGAUUGGACUCUUUACCCAUGGCUUCCUUGCUGGGUAUGCUGUAUGGAACAUCAUUGUUAUCUACAUUUUGGCAGGAAAUCAGCUUUCCACAGUUUCUAACCUUCUCCAGCAGUAUAAGACGCUAGCAUACCCAGCUCAGAGUUUGUUCUAUUUGUUGCUGUCUAUCAGCACUGUCUCAGCCUUCGACAGGAUUGAUCUGGCGAAAGCAUCUGUUGCACUGAGGGGCUUUCUUACCCUAGACCCAGCAGCAGUAGCCUCUUUCUUGUACUUUGCUGCUCUUAUCUUGUCCUUAAGCCAGCAGAUGACAUGUGACAGAAUUAACCUCUACACACCACCUUCAGAAAAUGGCAGCAUCUGGUUGGCAGGUACAGAGGAAGAAAUUCUUCAGCCAUGGAUUGUGGUAAAUUUGGUAGUGUCUGUUCUAGUUGGGACAAGUUGGAUCUUCCUGUCUUACCGACCAGAGCUAGACCACAGUGAAGAACUGAUGUUUCAUGCUGAAAUUGAGGAAUUUCCUCAGGGGGAUAUCUUACCCAGAGUCCAGCCAUAGUGUGGAACAAGCAUCUUCAAAUAUUGUAGCUGUGACCAAUGGCUCAACAUUUUCUUUGUAUUGUAGCCAUAUAUUUCACUUUUCAUAAAGCAAAAAUUGUAUUUUUAUAUUGUAUAUGUUUGGUUUUGUUUCAUCAUUAUGUAUACUAUUUCUUAAAUUUCCAAAGGUAACUUAAAACUUUUAUACUUCUGCUUUUUGUUUUAUGAAGUAAAUUAUCUCUAGAGCAUAGUCAAGCUGUUUUUGUAAACAUUGCUGCCUAGAUAGCCAAAGAAAAUAGAUGGAUGCAGAAGAUCAGGUAUUCAGUGCUUCUGGAGAACUCUACAUUCCUCAACAGGUUGCACUUUAUUAUUGAUGCUGUUAUCAGCUCAUACAGUUAGGUUCUGACUUGGUUAAAUAUUUUCUAGAGGUCAUAAAAAAAAAAUCUCCGUAUAAAGAAAGCAGUUUAAGAAAGGUUAUAACAGAACAUGAAGUUAGAAAAUACGCAAAACAUUUCAGAGUUAGCAAACACAGAAUAAUCUGGUGUUGUCAUAAAAAGCAUUUUUCUAGAGUAUAGGGCUGGAUUGUCAAGGACUUAAUUUGAUAAUUCCUUAAAAGAGGACACUACUUUUUCAUAUCUCUUCACUUAGUUCUCUUGACAAAGGUCCUGACGAUACCAAGUUCUUGUAAGUUGAUGUAGAUGCAAGAAACAGAAGUUUUGACAUUAUAGCAAUUUGGUCAGCUAAUUAAUACCUAAAAUGCCCUUUUUUCAAGUGGGGCUUUUUGGAUUGCCAAUAGAAAAUAUAGGUCAUUUAAUUUCUUUGUAACAGUUGCACUUCUUGACUACCAAGCCAGUCACAGGAACGGUGUUCUAAUUUCUAGUUAUCUUGUGUAGUAUGGUAAGAAUAAUAGCAUUAUUCCCUGCUCUUUCUAAAGAAACUUGGAAUUUAUAGAUGUUACUUCCACCUAUUUUGAUGGUGGAUGAUUUCUUCCAAAACUGUUUGUAACUUUGUGUUAGGAAUGGAACGGGAAAUUUCUUCCUAAAAUUAUACGAAAAUGCUUAUUAAAGCAAAACAAAAACCUUACAGCAACCCACCUUCUGUGUAGUGAUACCAUAGUAGUAGUGGCGAUCUACUGUUUUUGACGACACCCAAGAUUUUAUUUUUCUUCAAUAUUUUAGUGGCAAACACAGCUGUCUAGGAGAACAAAACAAUCUCCUAAAUAGAUUUUAAAAUCAAUUUCUCAAGAAAUAUAACUUAAAGUAUAUAUCCUAUUUGUGUAUUUUAUUUAAUACAUAUUGACUUUACAUGUUAUGUUUAAUACAUGUGUCUUAAGCAGGUUUGUGAAGGGGUGCAGCUGCUGAAGUUCACUGGAGAACUACUGCAAUUUGUAGUUGUGAAGAUCAGUAGUUAAAAGAGCCAGUAACUUUUCAUGCUGUUAGCUCUGUUGUUUUAGGGCAAGGAUGAGAUGAGUAACGAAGGCUCUUCCUGCCCUGUGGAACACUUAAGGUCUGUUGUGUGCAUCCAGCACAUUUAGGAGACUCAAAAAUUCAGCAUUCCUGAUGUUUUUAGAAUGCUGUGAGUAAUCUCGAAUAAGUGAUUCCACCAAAAUGAAAAGGACAUGUUCCAUUGCUGUUGGACAUACUCUGGAGCACUCACACUGGUGUGGGAAAGAGCUGUUAAUGUUUUAUGUAAGUUGUGGUGGCUCUUGCGCAUGUAUUUUUUCAUAACUCAAGAGCUAAAUGAUGGCUCGCGCUGCACUAUGUACUAAAAUUGGGAGCGUUAGGGUGGCAGUCCCCUUCAGUGUGACAUUGGAAGCUUUUGUCUUGAUUUGACUGUAGUAGAGGAGGGGAAGAGGCACUUCUUAGUGUUCCCUUGCAGGUUUCUACCCCAGGGGAGAUGAGCAUAGGACCUUCUUCGUGUAUGAUGUGUCUGAUUUCCAAAACUGCUGAGCUCCUGAAGAUCAGUGCUGGCUUCUAGGUCUGUGUUUAGUUUCCUUGCAACUUGGGCUUGAUAAGAAGUGUAAUUUUGCCCAUAAAGUCAUGGAGCUCAGCGCUCAAUAGUUCUAGGGCAUCAAAUCAGUACUGGAAAAAUGGAAAAACUUAACUGCUUGAUUAAAUUUCUGACAUUAUGGCUAAGAAUUGGCCUCCUAAGUGUCCCUUUGGCAAAGCAUCUGCUAGCCCAGAGCCAGCUGCGUGUUCUUGUUCUGAAGUGUGGGGUUUGCUUAAAUGAAUGAGCAGGGGUUAAGUUAACGAUCCUAUGCAGUCAGUAUUUCAAACCAGGCUUGCCUCUCCAGUUUGUAUUUUUGGGAGGGGCUGGGUAUAUUCAUAUUUGAAUGAAUAAGGCUUGAAAUUUGUCAUUUAAAAUCACAUAGAAGUAAAAAACUUGUUGGUUAAUUACCUUUUUUACAAAGUACUUCUCAUUCCUUUAAGCCUCACAAUGCAGUUUGAGUUCAGCUGAGAGCUUUUUUGUUUAGCUACUUGAAGUUUAGAACUUUCUGAAGUUUACGGAAUAGACAUUUAAUUACAGAACGUGUAGUAUCUGUAGAAGCCUUAAUUGACAUGCUUUUGUGCAUUUCUAUCCUGUUUAUUAAUGCUGUAUUUUUGUGUUAAUGAAAAAUAUUACUGAGGAAGUUAGUGCCAAUUUCUCAUUUUUAAGUAUAUCAAACACAACUGACCUAAACUACUGUUAAAAGUGACUGUACUCCUUUGUACUGUUUCCAGAUAAUUGGGAUAUUUCCAAUUCCAAAUAGCUGCCUAUUUAAAGUAAAGCUGUCUAACUUGUAUUUGUCCUAUGUUGACAUUGUAUAUAAUACGCAAACUCUGAACAGAUGGUUAUGGGAAAA